Messenger RNA from Nematolebias whitei (Rio pearlfish), 2929 nucleotides. RefSeq names its product very low density lipoprotein receptor (gene vldlr). Bases 206 to 2728 code for a protein of 840 amino acids. The record is from RefSeq and is a predicted model, not a curated record. Gene Ontology annotation, molecular function: calcium ion binding; protein binding. The transcript is spliced from 19 exons. NCBI's taxonomy places the organism in Eukaryota, Metazoa, Chordata, Actinopteri, Cyprinodontiformes, Rivulidae.
AAAGGGCGAGUGGCGCGCGCGUGUGGAUCGCCUUCGUUCAGUCCGGUCGCAGCUCCGCAGACAGCGGCCGCCUCUGGGUCCGAACCAGGAAAAACACGUCCCUGUCCGUCGUGUUCGGUUCGGCUCGGCUCGCGCGUGGACUCCACGGACAGAUUUAAAACCACCGAAGAAGAAGAGGCCAGCGGCGGCAGCUAGCAGCACCGAGAUGGUCGCGUCCACGCCGUGGAUCCUGCUGCUGCUAAUGUGUCUCCAGCACGGCGGUACCGUCCACGGUACGAAGACUGAAUGUGAAGCAAACCAGUUCCAGUGUGGGAACGGCCGCUGCCUCCCGUCGGUGUGGCAGUGUGACGGAGACGAGGACUGCAGCGACGGCAGCGACGAGAGCUCGUGUGUGAAAAAGACGUGCGCAGACGUGGACUUUGUGUGUCACAGUGGACAGUGUGUCCCCAAGAGAUGGCACUGUGACGGGGAACCAGACUGCGAGGACGGGUCUGACGAGAGCCUAGAAAUCUGCCACAUGAGGACGUGCCGCGUGAACGAGUUCAGCUGCGGACCUGUAACCACCCAGUGCAUCCCGGUGUUCUGGAAAUGUGACGGAGAGACGGACUGCGACAACGGAGAGGACGAGGUCAACUGUGGUAACGUCACCUGUGCGCUGAACGAGUUCACCUGCACCAGCGGCCGCUGCGUCUCCCGUAACUUCAUGUGCAACGGCGAGGACGACUGCGGGGACGGUUCUGACGAGGUGGACUGCGCUCCGUCCUCCUGCAGCCCCAGCGAGUUCCAGUGCGGGAACUCGUCGUGUAUCCCGGCCAGCUGGGUGUGCGACGACGACGUGGACUGCCAGGAUCAGUCGGACGAGAGUCCGUCUCACUGUGGACGCCACCCCACACCGCCGGCCAAGUGCUCGCCCAGCGAGAUGCAGUGCAGCUCGGGAGAGUGUAUCCACAGGAAGUGGAGGUGUGACGGAGACCCCGACUGCAAGGACGGCAGCGACGAGGCCAACUGUCCUGCUCGUUCCUGCGGGUUGGACCAGUUUAAAUGUGACGAUGGGAACUGCAUUCUGGGUAGCAGCCAAUGUAACGGCCUCAGAGACUGCGCCGACGGCUCGGACGAAGUCGGCUGUAAGAACGUGACUCAGUGUAAUGGACCCGAGAAGUUCAAGUGUCGCAGCGGCGAGUGCGUCGACAUGAGCAAAGUGUGCAACAAGGUCCGAGACUGUCCGGACUGGAGCGACGAGCCGCUGAAGGAGUGCAAUCUGAACGAGUGUCUCCUGAACAACGGCGGCUGCUCUCACAUCUGUAAAGACAUGGUGAUCGGCUUCGAGUGCGACUGCACGCCUGGACUGCAGCUCAUCGACCACAAGACCUGCGGAGACAUCAACGAGUGCAUGAAUCCUGGCAUCUGCAGUCAGAUCUGCAUCAACCUGAAGGGAGGAUACAAGUGCGAGUGUCACAACGGGUACCAGAUGGAUCCAGCCACCGGUGUCUGCAAGGCUGUCGGUAAGGAGCCGUGCCUGAUCUUCACCAACCGUCGUGAUGUCCGCCGCCUGGGUCUGGAGAGGAAGGAGUACACUCAGAUCGUGGAGCAGCAGAGGAACGUCGUGGCUCUGGACGCAGACUUCAACCAGCAGACCAUGUUCUGGGCCGACCUGGGUCAGAAGGCCAUCUUCAGCACGGUUCUGGAUAAACUAGAUGCCGGCGUCCAUAAGAAGGUGAUGGACGUUCAGUCUCCAGUGGGAAUCGCCGUGGACUGGAUCUACAAGAACCUGUACUGGUCGGACCUCGGCACCAAGACCAUUUCUGUCUCCAACUUCAAUGGAACAAAGCAGAAGGUUCUGUUCAGCAGAGACCUCAAAGAACCUGCGUCUGUCGCUGUGGAUCCCUUGUCCGGGUUCCUGUACUGGUCAGACUGGGGCGAGCCAGCUAAGAUCGAGAAGUCUGGCAUGAACGGAGUGGACCGGCAGGUUCUGGUGGCGACUGACAUCCAGUGGCCCAAUGGAAUCGCACUCGAUCUGAUCAAAGGCAGGCUGUACUGGGUCGACUCCAAGCUGCACGUCCUCUGCAGCGUGGACCUGAACGGAGACAACAGGAAGAGAGUUCUUCAGUCUGUAGACUUCCUGGCUCAUCCCUUUGCUCUCACAGUCUUUGAGGAUCGGGUCUUCUGGACAGACGGUGAGAACCAGGCCAUCUACGGCGCCAACAAGUUCAGUGGUUCUGACGUGGUGACGCUGGCCAGCAACCUGAACGGCCCGCAGGACAUCAUCGUUUACCACGAGCUCAUUCAGCUGUCCGGUACCAACUGGUGCGCAGAGAGGGGCGACAAUGGUGGCUGCAGCUACUUGUGUCUCCCUGCUCCACAAAUCAACAAACACUCCCCUAAAUACAGCUGUGUGUGUCCUGAGGGGCAGGAGCUGGCUGCUGACGGGAUGCGCUGCCGACCCGAGGCGAAGGUGAGCACGUCGAUCCAGGUGGACUCGACAGCCAGAGGUUCUGCUGCUGCCUGGGCCGUUCUGCCAGUCUUGCUGCUGGCCAUGGCUGGCGUCGGCGGGUACCUCGCGUGGAGAAACUGGCAGCUGAAGAACCAGAAGAGCAUGAACUUCGACAACCCAGUCUACCUGAAAACCACAGAAGAAGACUUGAGCAUCGACAUCACCCGACACGGCGCCAACGUGGGACACACCUAUCCUGCUAUUUCAAUCGUGAGCACAGAGGAUGAUUUAUCCUGAUCGUUUUGGGACUUUGAUUUCCUUCACGGAGACCUGCGUCUCGCAGCGCCUCUGUUACCAUGCCGACGGUUGUCCUCAGCAGCAGUCCUCUCCGUGUGACUGCACGCCUCCAGAAGUGCAUUAAGUCUUGAUCUGUGGCGACGAGGGAACUUUAUUUAUUACCAGACAUUUAACUUGUUGGUCUUCAAAUAUUUAUUUACA